Messenger RNA from Trematomus bernacchii (emerald rockcod), 2214 nucleotides. It is a transcript of the gene ncln, whose product is annotated as nicalin. Lineage: Eukaryota; Metazoa; Chordata; Actinopteri; Perciformes; Nototheniidae. The record is from RefSeq and is a predicted model, not a curated record. Bases 100 to 1830 code for a protein of 576 amino acids. Gene Ontology annotation, cellular component: endoplasmic reticulum membrane. The transcript has 15 exons. Gene Ontology annotation, biological process: regulation of signal transduction.
UGUUAGCCGUUAGCUCAACUGGUUCCCAGGCUGUCAGUUGCUAACAGCGACGACAAAUUCUAAUUCUAUCCUUAUCUGUGGCUCCAUAAAACCGCCAGGAUGUUUGAGGAGGCCAGUGAAGUGUUCGACAACAUGUUUAAAUCCUCUUUCCCCCUCACCUUUAUCGUGUUUAUCCCCGCGGUGCUGAUCCUGGUGUCUCCGCUGCCGGCCGAUGCGGCUCAUGAGUUCACGGUUUACCGCAUGCAGCAGUACGACCUGCAGGGUCAACCCUACGGUACCAGGAAUGCCAUCCUGAAUACGGAGGCUCGUACUGUGGAAGCAGAAGUAUUAAGUCGCCGCUGUGUAAUCAUGCGGCUUGUAGAAUUUUCCUACGAAGAGUAUCAGAAAGCGCUUCGACAGUCAGCAGGAGCUGUGGUCAUCAUCCUGCCCAAGAACAUGUCUGCUAUGCCGCAGGACAUAGUUCAGCAGUUCAUGGAGCUGGAGCCGGAGAUGUUGGCCACAGAGACCGUCGUCCCCGUGUACUUUGCCAUGGAGGACGACGAGCUGCUGUCCAUCUACACCCAGACCCUGACCUCCUCCUCCUCUCAGGGCUCCCUAUCGGCCGCCGAAGUGCUGCUGCACACGGCCACAGCUAACGGCUUCCAGAUGGUGACCAGCGGAGCUCAGAGUAAAGCCAUCAGCGACUGGGCCAUCACCAGCUUAGAGGGUCGUCUGGCUGGAGUCGGAGGAGAAGAUCUUCCCACUAUCGUCGUGGUCGCUCACUACGACUCGUUCGGUGUCGCUCCGUGGCUUUCGUACGGAGCCGACUCAAACGGCAGCGGGGUGUCGAUGUUACUCGAACUCGCUCGGCUCUUCUCAAAACUUUACACCUACAAGAGGACACACGCUGGGUACAAUCUGCUGUUCUUUGUAUCCGGUGGAGGGAAGUUUAACUACCAGGGCACCAAACGCUGGCUGGAAGAUAAUCUGGAUCACACAGACUCCAGCUUGCUGCAGGACAAUGUGGCCUUCGUGCUGUGUUUAGACACUCUGGGGAACGGAGACACUAUGCACCUCCACGUGUCCAAACCUCCCAAAGAGGGGUCUCCUCAGUUCACCCUGCUCAAGGAGCUGGAGCUGGUGUCAGAGAGCCAGUUCCCGGACGUGAAGUUCUCGAUGGUCCAUAAGAAGAUCAACCUGGCGGACGACAUGCUGGCCUGGGAGCACGAGCGCUUCGGGAUCCGCCGCCUGCCGGCCUUCACGCUGUCGCACCUGGCCUCCCACCGCCUGGCGCAGAGAGCCAGCAUCAUGGACGCCCGGUCAGUGUCCCCCUCCUCUCGCCACGGAGCGGGAGAGCCCCCUGCUGGACCUCACGUAGAUGUUCAGAAGCUCAGCAGAAACACAAAGCUGGUAGCAGAGGCGCUCGCCAGAGUCAUAUACAACCUCACUGAAAAGGGCGCUCCUGGAGACCUGCAGAUCUUCACUGAACAGAUGGUGCAGGACGAGCAGCUCUCGGCGGUCGUUGAUUGGCUGACGGCUCAGCCCAGAGCCGCCCAGCUGGUGGACAAAGACAGCAGCGUGGUGUCGACUCUGGAGUAUCACAUGGGACACUACCUGAAGGACGUGAAGAGGCACUACGUCAGAGCAGACAAGAGGGAUCCAGAGUUUGUUUUCUACGAUCAGCUGAAGCAGACGAUGAACGCAUACAGAGUGAAGCCGGCCAUCUUCGACCUGCUGCUGGCCGUCUGCAUCUCAGGCUAUUUAGGAGUGAUGUACCUCGCCAUCCAGAACUUCGGGCUCCUGUACAGCGUCGCCCGCAGAGUCACGCAGCCCAAAGUGAAAUCCCACUAAAGUACAAGUUCCACAUCUCUCUCUCCAUCUUCUUCAAAUCCAAGAACUUGUGUGAAAGCUGGGCCGAGCCGAGACGAACCGACGGUUUUCAAAACCCAGCAGAAUAUUUUUCGUUUCCUUCAUCCAUAAACUAUGAUGUCAGAUUGAACCGCUGCCAAUUCCUCCAUUUCGUCUCUCCGGACCGGAACAAUCAGGAAUCAUUUCUCUCACACACACGCACUCAGAAAUAUUUCCAGUGAGAGAUGUAGACAGGAUUCAGUUUGAAGUCGCUCUGCAGAAACUGAACGCUGAGUUUAACCCAGAAAAUAAUUAAGGACAGAUUCACAUUGUUUAAAUCUGCUUAAAUACGAUACUCACACUCCCAUAAAGACAUUUAAACAGUUA